GAUUGAAAAGGUUAAAUGUCUAAUUUAGUUGAACAUCCCCGCCUGUUAGAGUAUUAGCUUAAAAAUUUACGUUCACCUAUGGAGUCCAUGAUAAUUGAUCGAACUCUUUAUUUAUUUCUGAACUCGUUUAUGUCUCAAUUAUACGCACAAUUAGAAAUUCAAACGGCGAAACAGCUUGUUGUCUUAGUCUACGCACAUUGGGUUUUGUUAUGUAAACUAGUCAUUAUCAGCAACAUUUACGCAUUUUUCUGGUGCCAUAUGGCACAAGUCAGACAAGCUGAUCUGGUAGUAUCAUAAAAUCUGCUUCCUGUCGCUUGAGAUCAUCUAUGCUGUAUUGCAACAUUGGAAUCAGUGUUGAAAGAGCAAAACUUAUCCAGUUUUCAUCCACUUGACCCGGAUGAUGACUUGCGCACAGGUUGUCGAAACGUCAGUCACUACCACCGACUACAGUCCUUCUCAGGACUACACUCACCCGGACGAUCAGACUACACCUUCACAUACAUUCUGUUUGUCUGAAGUUCCCACUUUUAAUUCAAGAUAAUCGAAGAGUGACAUCAUGAGCGAUUUCUAUUGUGACGAGUCUUUCAAGUAUUAUCCCACCAACGUCGACUUCAAUGAUCUUCAGCCAACCAUCAUCGCAAUCUGUAUCUUCAACAGUUUUCUUACUUAUACCGCCAUCAUGUUGAACAUUCUGACAAUUUACGCGAUGUACAAAGCUUCGACAAUUGCAAAACCCUUAAAAACCCUUCUUCUGAACCUCGCCCUUUCGGAUGUCGCUGUCGGUUUAUUUGGUCAACCAUUUUACACUUCACUUCUGAUCAAGUGGCUUCAAAUGGAGAAUCCAGGCUGUAACACAUACCGAAUGCUGAGUGUUUGUGCUAGUUUCUUUUCACAUCCUUCGUUCCUAGGUGUUGUAGCUGUAAGUGUAGACAGGUUCUUAACUGUUCAUUUUCAUCUCAGGUACCAAGAGCUUGUGACUCACAAGCGUGUAGUUUUUGUGGUGAUUUCUUUAUGGGUGUACAGUGCAUUUGUUUCUUCAAUAAUAUUGUGGGGGCUACGUAGCACGAGGGAUGCUUUUGGUUUGGUAAGUGCAGUGGUUGGUUUCAUUCUCACUUUCGUGUUGUAUAUCAAGAUAUAUCACACUGUUCGACGGCACAAGAGUCAUAUACAGUCCAUGCAAAUACGAGAAGAAGCUCAGUCUGAUGAGAUAAAAAACUUCGCUGCCCACAUUAAGUCUACAGUUGGUGUAUUCUACGUUUAUCUCGUGCAUAUAGUUUGUUAUGUGCCUUUUCAAAUUUUCUCGGCUGCCAUCAGAUUUCAUGGCUCGAGCAUUGCUAUGAAAAAAUGUUAUCUUCUUUCAGUGACUCUGAUCUUUCUCAAUUCGUCUCUGAACCCUGUCAUUUACUGUUGGAAGAUGAGACAUAUUCGACGCGCCAUUAUGGAAAUAAUACGGAACGUGUCUCGGAGGAGACAUCCAGCUCGCUUUAUUCACCAUGGGUCGCGAACUGAGCGAUGUGCCCAGUAA
Molecule: messenger RNA, 1525 nt
Organism: Stylophora pistillata
Lineage: Eukaryota; Metazoa; Cnidaria; Anthozoa; Scleractinia; Pocilloporidae
Product: melanocyte-stimulating hormone receptor-like
Biological process (GO): G protein-coupled receptor signaling pathway
Cellular component (GO): membrane
Molecular function (GO): G protein-coupled receptor activity
Source: RefSeq, a predicted model, not a curated record